AUGAAUUUUGCAGUUUUGUGUCAGGUCGGGCUCAUUUUUGAUUCUGUGUAUGUUGCCUCUUUCUUCUUUCUCCUGCCCCAAAUACAUUAUCGCCUUUCUCUUUGCUUACUAUACGAUACCUUGUGA
Messenger RNA from Blumeria graminis f. sp. triticale, 126 nucleotides. The record is from the annotation of a GenBank genome assembly. Lineage: Eukaryota; Fungi; Ascomycota; Leotiomycetes; Helotiales; Erysiphaceae.